AAUGGUAAGAAAACAAAAGACAUUUAAUUCAGAAGAGAGUAGUAUAUAAAUAAAGUUGCUUAUGACAGUAUUGAUAUUAUACAUUCGAAAUUUCAUGUGGGUUGUUUCAAACAGCUGAUCGUCAUGAACCGUUAUUUUUUUAUUCAAGCGCCAGUUGCUGCUAAAGAAAACCCAAGUCAAAAGAAUUUCAUUUUCCCGUUAUUUUUAUACCAUGCAUAUACGUAUACCUAAGAAUCAGAAAAUAGAGUAUUUUUGUAUAGCGUUUAUUAUUCACAGAAUUUGGCUGUGGUAGUGACAUAUGCUCCCAGUAGUCCUACGUGCAUAGCGUAAAAAUAUAACAGACACAAAACCGCACAUGCUCGAUUGGAUCGCAGGUAUUAUUCGCGACCUUAUACGACAUUGGUAAAAAAAAGGAGAAAAAAAGAUUGAACCGGCGCGCAGGCGCAGAGGGAAAAACAUAAUUCCACCAUUGCUACGGUUUGGCUACGGUGGUCGGUGGUGGCUGAUCGCUGUCGUUUCUUCCGGCACGUCAAAACGACAAUCGUUUAGUUCAACCGAGUUCUUCGAAUUCGCGAUUAUUCAUUCAAUUCGUCCGUUUACGAAAAUAAAAAGAAAAAACCAAACAGGUUUUCGAGCGUUCGAUCACGUUGUCAAGUUAAAAAUAAGCAUUAGCUACGGAUAACCGAACGUGUAACGUGAAAUCAAAAGUGUCGAUAAUAAUUGAAAAUAAAACAGAUCCAGUGAAUUUGAGCGGACAAUUCUUUUAAUAAUUUCGACAUGUUGAGUUUUUGUCGACAGGCCUUUCUCGUCAACAGUCAAAAAAUCGGAGCAAGAUGCUUGGGGAGCAUCGUACCACUUUCGAAGCCCCCGGACAUCCCGUUGGAAAACGAGCCAGUUUUGUCGUACAAAAAAGGGAGCAAGGAACGGGCUGACCUCCAAAAAGUUUUGGACAAAAUGUCAAACGAGUGUGAAGAAGUGCCUUUAGUUAUUGGAGGCGAGGAGAUCUGUACCGGAGACGUCAAGUAUCAAGUCAUGCCCCACGACCACAAAGCUAAAGUGGCAAAAUAUCAUUGGGCAUCGCCAAAGCUUAUAAAAAAGGCAAUCGACGUUGCGACCAAGGCUCAACGAGAUUGGGAAAAGGUUCCAAUUGAGAAACGUUUGGAAAUAUGGCUCAGGGCUGCGGAUCUCAUGGCUAACAAAUAUCGACAACAUCUUAAUGCAGCAACGAUGCUGGGACAAAGUAAAACUGUAAUACAGGCUGAAAUCGACAGUGCAGCCGAACUCGUCGAUUUCUUCAAGAUUCACUCGUAUUUUGUCAAAGAGGCGCUCAAAUACCAACCCAUUUCACCAAACUCAAAAGAAACACUCAAUUCCAUGAGGUAUCGUGGCAUGGACGGUUUCGUUGCUGCCGUCUCACCUUUCAACUUUACCGCAAUCGGCGGUAAUCUCAGUUAUACACCAGCCCUGAUGGGUAACGGAGUCCUAUGGAAACCUUCGGACACCGCGAUACUUUCAAACUGGUGGAUAUUCAAGAUUUGUCGAGAGGCCGGAGUGCCACCGGGCGUGGUGAAUUUUGUGCCAGCCCACGGGCCCGAUUUCGGUGACACAAUUACCGCCUCACCUUAUUUAUCUGGUAUUAAUUUUACUGGCUCAGUACCAACCUUCAACCGCCUCUGGAGUCAAGUUGGAAAAAAUAUCAACAACUACAAGAAUUAUCCAAAAUUGAUCGGCGAGUGCGGUGGCAAGAACUUUCACUUUGUCCAUCCGAGUGCCGAUCCCGAUAGCGUCAUUGUUAGUACAAUAAAAAGUGCAUUCGAAUUCAAUGGACAAAAGUGUUCUGCCUGCAGUAGAAUGUAUUGUCCAGAAUCUUUGUGGCCUCAGAUCAAAGAAGGCCUGUUGAAGAUUCGGGAUCAACUAAAGAUUGGUGACGUCAAAGACUUUACGGUUUUCACGGGAGCGGUGAUCGAUGCUGUGGCUUUCAAAAGGAUUACUGGUUACAUUGAGCAUGCAAAGAAAUCAUCCAAUCUCGAAAUCAUCGGCGGUGGUGGCUACGAUGAUUCUUGUGGCUACUUCAUCGAACCGACGAUCGUCCAGAGUAAAGAUCCGGUAGACAAAAUCAUGACGGAGGAAAUCUUUGGACCUGUAUUGACGAUUUAUGUUUACAAAGAUUCGAAGUUAAACGACACGAUGAAGCUAGUUGAGAGUUCGACACCUUACGCCCUCACUGGAGCUAUAUUCGCUCAGGAUUUGAAUUGGGCAAAAAUUGCUCUGGAAGAGUUCAAAUACACCGCAGGCAAUUUUUACGUAAACGAUAAGUCUACUGGUUCGGUUGUUGGGCAGCAACCGUUUGGUGGAAGUAGAAUGUCGGGCACAAACGAUAAAGCCGGUGGUCCUCAUUAUGCUCUGCGUUGGGCAUCGCCACAAUCGAUAAAAGAAACGUUCGUACCCAUACAGGGUUGGAAAUAUGAGUACAUGAGUUCCUGAAUGCAUUUACUUUUGAUGACUCGUACAUGAGGAUGUAAAACAAGAAUUGGUAGAUACAAUUGAAUAGCAAACCAGGAGAAAAAAUAUCGAAUGAACAGAAAAUUAUCACGGAUUUCAGAAAUCUGAUGAACAAAAAAACAUACUAUACGACUUGUAAAAGUCUGCGCCGCUUUGUCCUGUCAAUUAUCAUUUGCAUUACUCGUCAAUUCAUCAUUUACCCGAUAUAAAAAUCGUUUAUUUCGAUAUACUAUUCAAUUCUGUAUGUUUUACAAAGCAGAAAUAUAUUAACCGUGUAUAAGAUGUAAAGACAGUUUAACGAAUUCGCAGCUUGCUGGCUGAGUAUGCAAAUAGUAGAUUUAAACAUUCAUACUUUUGUUAAAAAGCAAAAAUACGAUAGAAACCAAAGCCGCAGUUGAAAAAUAUGUCGAGCACUAGAAUGUUCGAGUCGACAUAAACUUCGGUUUGCAUGAACAAUAGAUUAUUUCGUCCAUCUUUUCGUCAAUCAAACACGGUAAAACGGUAUUGAAAGAAAAACAGAUUUGCAUGAUUUGGUUGAAAAAUCAUACGAAGAACAGGAGACUCGUAACUCGUUAUUCAUAUUGAUUUCUGUAUCGGUUUCUACAGUUAAUUAGAUUUAAGCCUUGCGCCAUUUUAUUUUUUUGAUCCUUUUCUUAAGUAUUAGUAUCUUGAAUUCCUCAAAAGGUUUGUUCCUCAGAGGCCUACUAUUUGUCACUGCCUGCGCAUGAUCGUUCUCGACAGACAGUUGUGAAAUACAGAUUAAAUUAUCUCCAGAUGUCCGAUGGGAAGAGUUUUUGUUUAGGAAAGAGGAAGAGAUGGGUAAAGAAUUGACGAGUCGGUCGUUGAAAAUUGAAAAAUUCCGUUUAAAUUUAAAAAAAGGUUUCAAACUCAGGAUAAAAAGAUUUUUGGCUUUUCCUUACUAUGUUUUACCCUCUGGUGUGAUGAAGUCUCUUGAAACUUCCGGGCUUUGUAUACAUAUUUUGAAUUAACGCUGCUCAUUAUUUCUACAACCGAAUGAAUAAUAUUAUCUUUACAAAAUACUACGUUAAGUUAAAUAUUUUACGUUUGUUAUAAUAUAUUUCAUCGAAGAUGAUCACAAAAAAUUUGCGUAGGAAAAAAAUGCAAAUCCCAUUCUUUAACGAAUUGGCGAAAAACCCGAUGCAGACAAUUUAUUUAAAACGUCAUAGAUAUUUUUCUCUCAUUGACCUGUUAACAGACAAUACGCUACGUCGAAAGCUCUGGGGGGCUGGAGGCGUAAAAAGAAACGAAGAAAUAAACAGAACUGGAAAACAUUUCGAAAAGAGUUCUGUCGAAAAUGCAUUUUCACUACAUUUUUAUUUUUUAAUCCUCUUUCAGGAACACUUGUUAUUACGAGCUUGUUAGAGCUUAUUAUUUGCGUUUUUUUUUUCUACAACGCUUCGAAUUUCUCGAAAACGGUGUACUGACGUGAAUAGCAUGUACGUCGUACUAUAGUUCAAGAAAAAAAAUGAGGAAAUGUUUUUUUUUUUUUUUUUUAUUAUUUACUUUUAUAUAGAGGAUUUAGUGCUCGUGAAAAGAAGCAAACGAGAGUAAUCGAAGCGGAAUUGUAAUUAAAUUUGAAAAUCAUUGAAAUUCCCAGAAAGAAGAAUAUUUAAAGCCUUGGGAAAUUUUCGUUGUAAAAUAACUCGAAUAUUCUGGGCUUUUUUUUCGAUUUCCUGUUAAACUAUUACAAAGGUUUAGUUUGGUUUCAAAAUGGAAUCUGAAACGAGAUAAAAAAAAUGAGUCGAACGGGUUCGUUCCUUGUCGAUGUGAAAAUUUGCUCCGUUCUGCAUUUGUUUCUUUCAUUUUAUCAUUAUCAUUUGAAAUGUCUAUAAUCGACAGCAUCGUAUAACUAAAUGUAUGAAAAAUGAUGAAUUAUUGUGACCGCGGUUGAUGCAAACAAGUUAACCGAUUGUGUAAAUACGAUCGUAAUGUUUUCCGCUUUAAAGCAAUGCGCCAUUUGUACAAUUGUGCAUAAGAAAUAUCAAGCUCAAGGAUUAUUAGAUUUUUAGAUGAGCCAUGGUAAAAAUGCGAGAAAUUUCAUGAGAUACCGGUAGACAAAAACGAGAAAAGGAUCGAAUGGAAAACACGCACGGGGGUCACGGAUCAUCGAAGAAACGAAAAAGAGAACGAGAGAUCACAGAAUUUGAAAACGUUAGAACAAUGUGGCAUUAUGCUGUUUUCCAUCUAUUCAUUUUCAGGUUCUGUGAACAGCUGUCCAGCUGUGAUCAGAAAUCUCAGCAAGUAUGAGAGAACUAUAACCGGUUUUAUCGCAUAAACAAUUAUAGUGUGACCCCAUUAUUUAUUUAUAUCAAUAGUAUUUAUUUAAUUGUAUAAUAGCAAUAAAAUAAUACGUGUAUCCUGUG
Molecule: messenger RNA, 4886 nt
Organism: Venturia canescens
Lineage: Eukaryota; Metazoa; Arthropoda; Insecta; Hymenoptera; Ichneumonidae
Gene: P5CDh1
Product: delta-1-Pyrroline-5-carboxylate dehydrogenase 1
Exons: 7
Coding region: 778-2484 (568 amino acids)
Cellular component (GO): mitochondrial matrix
Molecular function (GO): L-glutamate gamma-semialdehyde dehydrogenase (NAD+) activity
Source: RefSeq, a predicted model, not a curated record